AUGUUUUGGGCGUUAAAGGAGCGGUUCGAUAGCAUCUCAUGCCAACUCAGGGUCGUUCGCAUUAUAGGAUUUCGUGGGAAAGAUCUCGAAAUCAGCUUUGUUUCUUACUUGAUUAUUAAUGCCACAGUGUUGGAUGAGCUUGUGAUCCAAUGCAACGACGACUGUUCAAGAGCAGGAGCGAUCGCCACGAGGGGAUUGCUGUCGGUGCCAAGGGCUUCAAUCGACGUUCGCAUAGUCCUGAAGCCAGGGAAUGAUUACUUGGCCAAGGAAGUACUAGAAAAUGGAAGCAGAGGGAAGGUUGGAAUGAAUUUGGAAGAGGUGAUUGAGAAUUGCAAAGCAUUCUGUUUUGCUGGCCAAGAAAUUAAGCACCUCAAAUUUGCUGCUGUUGACUAUGGUUUUGCUGAGUAUUUACCCAGAACGCAAGUGCAGCUUUUGUUACCAGCAAUGUACUCAAGUUGUUGUGAGAUGACAAGCAAAUGGGAAGCGUUGGUCUCAACAAAAGGGUCGUGUGAGCUGGAUGUAUGGCCUUAUCUUUGUAAUUUGACAGCGGAUGUGAUUUCUCGAACAGCAUUUGGUAGUAACUAUGAAGAAGGGAAAUUGAUAUUUGAACUCCAAAAAGAACAAGCUCAUAUUGUGAUGCAACGUUUGCAGUCAAUUUACAUUCCCGGAUGGAGGUUUCUACCGACCAAGACAAACAAGAAGAUGAACAAAAUAUACAAUGAAAUGGGAGCUCUAUUGCACAAUAUGAUCAACAACAAGCUGCGAACGAUGAAUGGAGAAGAUGGUUGUACUGACUUGUUAGGUAUGAUACUGAAAUCAUAUCUGAAAGAUAAGCAUCAGAAACAGGAAAGCCAGAACAUCACGCUAACAAUUGAAGAUAUAAUCGAUGAGUGCAAGGUAUUCUACCUUGCUGGGCAAGAAACCACCGCAGUUCUACUUGUUUGGGCAAUGGUCUUGUUGAGCAAGCAUCAAAAGUGGCAAGCUCUGGCUAGAGAGGAGGUAUUGGUUGUGUUUGGGGAUAACAAACCAGUUUUUGAUGGGUUAAAUCAGCUCAAAACUGUAACCAUGAUCCUCCACGAAGUUUUGAGGUUAUACCCACCAGCAACCUAUAUUCUUCGUAGCGUGAAUAAGAACACAAUGAUUGGAGGACUUGCCCUACCAGCUGGAGUGGAGAUUAUUGUGCCGACUAUCGCAAUUCACCAUGAUCCUGAAAUAUGGGGAAAAGAUGCAAACGACUUCAAGCCGGAGAGGUUUUCUGAAGGAAUUUCUAAGGCAAUGAAGGUCCCAGGCACAUUCCUUCCAUUCGGCGGGGUUCCCAGAAUAUGCAUUGGACAAAACUUCGCACUAGUGGAAGCAAAAAUAGCCUUGGCAGUGAUUCUAAAACGCUUCUCUUUCCAGCUUUCUCCUUCCUACGUGCACGCCCCUUCCCUUGUGUUGGCAGUCCAACCCCAACACGGUGCUCGUUUGAUCUUGCAAAAGAUAAUCUAGGAUCCCAACAUAUACUAUCAAAAAAAGUAAAGGGAUGAAUUGAAGUGUUUUGGCUCGAUUUUGGAGCUGUCUAGAUCAGUUUUUCUCUCUUAUUUGUUUUCUUUAUUUGGUUUGGUUUCUCCAUUUGCUUUUCGGAUAUGUUUGGUUUGUUGUUUUCCCAAUAUCAUGGCCAUCAACAAUCGCCGGGUUGCCGUUGGGUCCUUCGGGGGCCCGCCGCACAACAUGAAUGACAAACUUACCCGCCCGGUUAUAGCUGAAUCAAAGUUCUUGGUUCAUGUAAUUUUACUCUACCA
Messenger RNA from Rhododendron vialii, 1781 nucleotides. Its product is annotated as cytochrome P450 72A397-like. Gene Ontology annotation, molecular function: monooxygenase activity; iron ion binding; oxidoreductase activity, acting on paired donors, with incorporation or reduction of molecular oxygen. Lineage: Eukaryota; Viridiplantae; Streptophyta; Magnoliopsida; Ericales; Ericaceae. The record is from RefSeq and is a predicted model, not a curated record. The transcript is spliced from 5 exons. The coding region runs from base 1 to 1488 and encodes 495 amino acids.